AAUAUAGUGUCUGUCAUAUAUAUAUAUAUAUCUCAAUUAAAUCCUUCAACUGAAUAAAGACAACAUUGAUUUUUAUCCAUAUUCACAACAGCAUGAAAGUACCUCGUUAUCAUUCUCUAUCUGUCCCCGACCAAUCCCUCACAUCUCAAUGGGUCCUAAACUUCCCUGUUUAUCGGUUCAAUCUGGAUUUGUCUAAUGAGGCACUUGUCCUCUACGGCAGUGUGCUGUGUGUGUGAGUGUGUGUGUGUGUGUGUGCUGACGUAGAGGUGGGCUGGCAGAGAGUUAAGUGGAGUAGUCUGAGUGCCAUCAAGAUAAGGCAAACAUCAGAAGUCCUGAAGACAGUAGAUUGCUCAGUCUGAGUACUGAUGUAUAUACAUGAGUGUCUUGUCAGAUGAUAUCUCAGCGGAUCCUCACAGCGUCGGCUCACAUGCUCAUUCAUUCAUUCUUUAAACAGAAAGCACCAGCAGAAAAGUUGUAAAGUGAUUUCAUGAAUGAGGUAGCACGACAUCGCUUGGCACUCUCCAGCAUCAUUUUAUUUUUCGUCAGAUUUGGACGAUCUGAAGCUGAUCGCUGGAAAGCUGUGCGCGUGUUGGACGGAUCUUCUCCUCAGGCAGAAGAGUUGUUGUGAGAGAGUUUUGCAGAAGAGCAGCAGCUGCAGCAUGGAUUACUUUUUAUUUCGACUCUUCUGUUCUUUGGCUUUAGCGUCGCUUUUAGUUCAAAGACUCAAAUGAAAUCCUGGGACUAAAGAUCCCCUUUGACCCCAUUCUCAAUGCCAACACGGUGUGUUUGACCCUGCCCGGCCUGACAAAGAAACAGCUGGACGUGUGUAUGAGACAUCCAGAUGUGACGGCCUCUGCCAUACAGGGCAUUCAGAUCGCCAUCCAUGAGUGCCAGCAUCAGUUCAGAGGACAUCGCUGGAACUGCUCAAGUCUGGAGACCAGGAACAAGAUCCCCUAUGAGAGUGUUGUCUUCAGCAGGGGUUUCAGAGAAAGUGCAUUUGCAUAUGCUAUUGCGGCGGCUGGCGUGGUGCACGCCGUGUCCAACGCCUGCGCAAUGGGCAAACUGAAGGCCUGCGGCUGUGAUGAGAAACGCAGAGGGGACGAGGAAGCGUUCAGGAUCAAACUCAACCGUCUGCAGCUGGAGGCCAUCAACCGUGGUAAAGGAAUGGUGCACGGCGUGAUGGAACACUUUCCCGCCGACGCUCUCGGCCCCCAGGACUCCUGGGAGUGGGGCGGCUGCAGCCCCAACGUGGAGUUCGGGGAACGCUUCUCCAAGGAGUUCCUGGACUCCCGUGAGACGUACAGAGACAUUCACUCCCGGAUGAGACUUCAUAACAACAGAGUUGGCAGGCAGGUUGUGGUGGACCACAUGAGGAGGAAAUGCAAAUGCCACGGUACAUCAGGAAGCUGUCAGCUCAAGACCUGCUGGCAGGUGACUCCAGAGUUCAGAACGGUGGGCUCGCUGCUGAAAGAACGCUUCAACAUCGCCACGCUAAUCAAAGCCCACAACAGAAACACGGGUCAGGUGGAGCACGCCCACCCCACGCACCGACGAAGAGCCAACGUCAACGAUCUGGUCUACUUUGAGAAGUCUCCGGAUUUCUGCGAGAGGGACCCCGGCUCGGACUCCGCUGGGACGCAGGGCCGGAUCUGUAACAAGACCAGCCAGGGCAUGGACAACUGUGAGAGCUUGUGCUGUGGACGGGGGCACAACAUCUUACAGCAGACUCGCAGCGAACGCUGCAAUUGCAAGUUCCACUGGUGCUGUUACGUGGUGUGCGAGGAGUGCAGGAUAACAGAGUGGGUCAGCGUCUGCAAAUGAAAUGAGCAAUCAUCUACUAAAUGUACAAAAACAGACAUUAAACAUAGGGAAAGACUAAGAAAUCUCUCCCUUUUGCAAUGGACUGCCAUUUCCAUGAUUCGAAUGGAAAGCACAAAAGCAGACUGAGAUGAAUUGAGUGCUAGAGAAGUGUGCACAUGUUUGCACACUGCAUGGGUCCAAGCACAAGAUUUCAGACUGAUUUUGGACUUGCACUGCAUAUAAUUUCAGAAAGUAUUUUUAAUUUAAAUAAAUUAAGAAUAUGAAUAUAUUGUGGAGUAUAUUGCCAACAGAGCACUCAUCGACACGGCGUUGUGUUCGUUUUAUUUCGGUUUUCAAAGAAAAAAUGGCUUGUAGUCCUGUAAUAUAGCACCAAGCAGCCGCAUGGGAUUCCGGUACUUAAAGAAGAGAAACAUAUAUAUUAUAUAUAUACACUCCUGAGGGGAAAAAAAAAACAAGCCAAGCCAAAAAAGGUGAAGUAUUUAGUGGUCUUUUAAUGGUCUUAACCUUUUUAUUCAUAAAUCACUGGUAACUUAGCACAGAAUAGCCUUCCCCAACUUUUUUAGAGGAAGAAGAGUUGUUCCACUCAAUGUUAAUGGCUUCAAAAAAAUGUCUCCCAGUUCAUUUGAGUUUAAUGUGAGAAAAAAUAUUCGCUAUAGGGUUCAAAUCGGGACUCUGACCAGGCCAAAACAUGAAUCUGAUGGACUUUUUCCUCAAAUCAAUUCUUAGUUAUCUUUGCAAUUUGGGCAGGACUAUUGUCUUGUUGUAAAAUAACAUCUGAUUGUCUCUGGAGCAUCACCAUGCAACUUGUGUUUCAUUGUGAUUCUUCACUCCACACACAACUUCCCAUAUUCUGCCAAAAACAUGAUUCUGUCUUUGAUGUUUUUCUGAGACAGCAAUGGCCUUUUACGUAGUGCAUUUGCUUAAAUUUUUACUAAUUUCCUGACCAAUCAUUUGUGGUUAAGACAAUUAAAAGCUUAGUAUUUAGCCAUUUUGGGCCUGGCCCAUUUUUUUGCCUAGGACUGUGUGUGUAUAGUUAGUACAUCCAUGAUGUUUAAUAUACCUUUGCACAGAGCCAUUUGUCAGAAGAGUUUAAGAAAUAAACUCUGAGUAUAAAAACGGUAUCAUAUACCAGAUAAUAUCAAUCCAAAAGGCCAGCAUGUCUGUUUAAAUUUCCAGUGAUUGUACAUAUAACCACUUUGAUGCUGGUAAAAGUGUAGACUGGUCUUAAAAGGCUUGUUUGCCUUGUCAAGUGACACUUUUUAAGCACAGUCAGAUGAAUGGAUUGCACUCAUGUGCAAGCUGUGGAUCAAUCCUGGAGACCAGUAGAAAGGACAACACUGUUACAUGGAUAUGGACAUUUGUUAUGGACAAAGGCACGAAAAACACAUCAUAAAAAGGAUCUGAGGAGUCUAAAUGUAUGGAAGAAGCUGGACCUCUACAGAUGCUUGUGUGUAUGACGUUUCCCUGCAAACUGUUGGCUGUGCCUCUGUUCACUGUAACAGGAACAUAUUCACCAGAGCUUUUAAUGUCAGUCAGUAGAUAUUUAGACAAAUGUAUAAUCACAUCCUGAUCACCACACCCAUAAUGUGGUAGCUAUAGGCCCCCUGAACUCACCAAACUUUAUAUAAAUAAUAAUAAUAAUAUAUAUAUAUAUAUAUAUAUAUAUAUAUAUAUAUAUAUAUAUAUAUAUAUAUAUUUCUGCCAGCUUAUUCUUCAGUAACACAACUGUUCAAACAUGAUAUUCAACAUUCAGAGCUGUUUUAUUCUCUUUUCAGAUUGUUCAUUGUCUCAUAAUGUCUUAUAUAAAGUAGUAAAAUAUCACUGGAUAUUUUAUGAAAAUAACUGUUCAUGGCCAGUGUAAGAAACCUGUAAGUUUCAGAUUUUUGUCAUUGAAUCAUGAUGUUUCUGAUGUUUCGAUCAAUAAUAACUAAGCAUAGAAUAAGCUUUUGAACACUUUUGCCCAUCUAAAUCAUCUUUCUGAUGAAAAAAAACAAAAAACAUAACUACUCAUAAUUACGCAAUGCUUUUCAAAGGGAACUCCAACCAACCUUUUCAUUUAGUAAUUUUAAAAUUUGUCCCAAAGUGAAAGAAGAAUCAUUCCUUUUUUGUUUAUUUUAGUCUUCCAAUUUUUGUUCUGUUCUUCUGUUUUGCUUUGUUGUUGUAUUUAUUUAUUUGUGUGAUUUUUCUCAUGUUAAAAUAUAUGCCAAACAUCAAAAUGCAUUUGU
Megalobrama amblycephala (Wuchang bream) is the source of this 4046-nucleotide messenger RNA. It is a transcript of the gene wnt10a, whose product is annotated as wingless-type MMTV integration site family, member 10a. Gene Ontology annotation, cellular component: extracellular region. Gene Ontology annotation, molecular function: cytokine activity; frizzled binding. The record is from RefSeq and is a predicted model, not a curated record. Lineage: Eukaryota; Metazoa; Chordata; Actinopteri; Cypriniformes; Xenocyprididae. Gene Ontology annotation, biological process: canonical Wnt signaling pathway; multicellular organism development; cell fate commitment. The transcript has 4 exons. The coding region runs from base 829 to 1821 and encodes 330 amino acids.